GAUCUAGAGAGAACUAAUAAUAUUGAGUAUAAAGAAAAUUUAUAUAUUAUAUAAAAUAUUAUUGGAAAUCAUAAGUAAUGUUGGAAUCAGAACAAUUUCAUCCCAAUGAUCCUAAAGAAAAAGAAACUGAAAGAAGAAAAACGAAGCUGUUGUUUUUGGCAAAAAUUUGCACUGAAAAGGUAUGUAAUGGAAACCAUCAGGGUCGUAAUCACCAAGAAAGUACUCACAAUGCGUAAAUCAUUUUCGACGCCUGAUUUGUUUCGAGGAAAUAAUAAUGACUUUGAAAUCAAACUAUCACAUAACCAAAUUGCUAAUGCUGAAAAAUCUAUAGCAAAUCUUAUUAGAGAUUUUACUAACAUAUCAGUAGACAUGCAUCGUCUAGAAAGUCGCUAUAUUGAUCUUUGUAAUACACUUAAUGAUCUUGCUGCUUUUGAAAGUCCAAUGUUCAGUAGAUGUUUAAAAGGUGUAUGUAAACACUUACAUGACACAGUUAGAGCACUUAAAGAUCACACUGAAGUGAUACAAAACAAGGUUAUUUUACAUCUUUCUGAAAAUAUUGAUGACUGUGAUACAACUCGACAUUAUUUAAAAAAAUAUACUGGAGAAAAAACAAAAAGAAAAGAAAAUACCUCAGAAAGCCUUGUAAUUACCCAACAAAUGGAUGAACUUAAUAAAAAAAUGGAGCAUUUUGAAAAAGGAAAAAUUGAUUGUUUGCAUACUUGUUUUAAAAGAUUUAUUCAUAGUAGUCUUGCUUAUCACAUUAAAGGUGUUGAAAAUAUGACAGAAGCUUACAAAGCUCUUGCUCAAUUAAACAAAUAUGACCAUUUAGACUAUAUGAAUAAAAAGUUGUUACCGUCAGCUGACAAAGUUCGAUUAGAAUUUGUGUGUCGUAAUUCAAUUCGUAGAUAAAAAAUGUUAAAAUUUAUUUUAAAAUAAAAUUCUCUCUAUUAGUACAA
Messenger RNA from Hydra vulgaris (swiftwater hydra), 956 nucleotides. RefSeq names its product CBY1-interacting BAR domain-containing protein 1. Gene Ontology annotation, biological process: cilium assembly. NCBI's taxonomy places the organism in Eukaryota, Metazoa, Cnidaria, Hydrozoa, Anthoathecata, Hydridae. Gene Ontology annotation, cellular component: ciliary basal body; ciliary transition zone. The record is from RefSeq and is a predicted model, not a curated record.